UACACUGCCUCGGCCAGCUGUCAAGCACUACUGUCAUCCGCGACGAAGACGAGGAAAACGAUUUUCAACCAUGAAGAUGGCUGACGGUUCUACGAUCCUGCGAAGAAACAGACCCGGAACCAAAGCUAAGGACUUCUCCAACUGGCCCGAUGAACCGUUCGAAGAGAUGGACAGCACUCUUGCAGUGCAGCAAUUCAUUCAACAGAUGAUCAAAAAAGAUCCCUCCAAUGUGGAGCAGAUUCUGACGAUGCCCGACGGGCAGGAUGAAGGUGUUUGGAAGUACGAACACCUCAGACAAUUCUGCAUGGAAUUGAACGGGUUGGCGGUGCGACUACAAACGCAGUGCUUUCCCGCAACGUGCACUCAGAUGACAGCAACUGAACAGUGGAUCUUCCUUUGCGCGGCUCACAAAACGCCGAAAGAGUGUCCGGCAAUAGACUACACGCGCCACACGUUGGACGGGGCCGCCUGCCUUCUCAAUAGCAAUAAAUACUUUCCUAGCAGAGUAUCAAUCAAGGAAUCGUCAGUGUCAAAAUUGGGUUCGGUUUGCCGGCGCGUUUAUCGGAUUUUUUCCCACGCGUACUACCACCAUCGGCGAAUAUUCAAUGAGUUCGAAGAGGAAACGUACCUCUGUCUGCGAUUUACCCAUUUCGUCACCAAAUACUCUCUGAUGUCGAAGGAGAAUCUAAUCGUUCCGAUUCCCGAGUGCGAACUUACGCCCGGCGAAAGUGAAGCCUAAGUAUGCGGGAAAGUUAAAGCUGUUACAUGAAAGCUCUAAAAUGGUUUAGAUCCAACACACAAAAAAUGCAGUGACAAAGUGUUCAUCACUUCUUUAAUUGUUCAUUCUCGCACGCGUGAGAUGCUUAUUUAUUUCACGAGCUAUUUUUAUUUUAUGUAUGAUACUCUGCUACUUAUAAAAUUUAUUUUUACGGUUUUCAAACAGCGAAGUUGUUUUAUGCAAAUAAUUCCUCUAUCACUCUUGAAAUUUUUGGUUAUAAUCAACGGAAAAUGUUGAUAUUUGCAAAAUCUACAAAAUUUUCUACUUUCAUCGUGUAUAUUUAAACAAAAUUAUAAUCAAGGGUAAAACAUAAUUAUAAACACUUUAUUAAGGUAAAUUGCGAAUACUAAUCGUGCGUAUUGGAAACAAGUCAUUCGAAAUAUAUAUCCUACUCAAAUCAAACAAAAAAAAUGUCCAAAGGUAAAGCUGAUCAAUUAAUAAUCAGCAGAAUGCAAACAAUAACUAUCUGUUAGGAUAACCAAACACUGAAAACUUCCGUCUAAGCUAUUGUUUCAUCAAUUUCCCGACCGUGUACCGACGGUUUUUCCUUUUAGCCUUUGUCGUUUGAUCGUGGACAAACGCCAGUCUGUUUUGUUUUCAUCUAAAAAGACUCGAUAACAAAUCAUAAAAACAAACUGUAUAAUAAGAAUCGUAAGAGGAUUGUAGUAGGAGAACACAAAAAAAACAAGCAAAAGAAAACUACUGUUCAUAGUGUAAAAAUAACGGAAUCUUAUUCGAGCAACAUACAGCAUAAUAUGUGUCAGUUUUUUACGCUACUUGAGAUUAGAAUAUAAUAACUAAUAGCAGAAACACACCGUUUGCAAAUAAUAAAAUCACAAACUCAUAUAGGAACCACAUAGUAAAAAGCGACCACCAAUAAAACAAAUAAAUAACAAAAAGUGUUGAGCAAAAUGACGAGAAAAAGUGUUUACACCUGCAAGGAGAAUAUGUAAUCUAGAAUUGGAAAACAGGAAAGUCAAAUAAAAUCAUUAGUAUUAUAUUGAAACAA
Topomyia yanbarensis is the source of this 1787-nucleotide messenger RNA. RefSeq names its product MOB kinase activator-like 4 (gene Mob4). The transcript is spliced from 4 exons. Bases 71 to 739 code for a protein of 222 amino acids. The record is from RefSeq and is a predicted model, not a curated record. NCBI's taxonomy places the organism in Eukaryota, Metazoa, Arthropoda, Insecta, Diptera, Culicidae. Gene Ontology annotation, cellular component: cytoplasm.